Molecule: messenger RNA, 1600 nt
Organism: Suncus etruscus (white-toothed pygmy shrew)
Lineage: Eukaryota; Metazoa; Chordata; Mammalia; Eulipotyphla; Soricidae
Gene: ZNF70
Product: zinc finger protein 70
Exons: 1
Coding region: 44-1486 (480 amino acids)
Biological process (GO): regulation of transcription by RNA polymerase II
Cellular component (GO): nucleus
Molecular function (GO): RNA polymerase II transcription regulatory region sequence-specific DNA binding; DNA-binding transcription factor activity, RNA polymerase II-specific
Source: RefSeq, a predicted model, not a curated record
AUCGUUUAAAGAACUAGUCAUUGGGGAUGAUAGCAGAUUCCCAAUGGAGAUUCCUUCAGCAACCCAUCUUGGUGAGACUUUUGUGUUUGAGGAUGGAUUGGAGAUGCAACAAGAACUUUUCUCAGAAGAGGACUUGGGGGACCCUUUUCUUCAGGAAAGGGGUUUAGGACAAAUGGCUAUUAUCUAUAAGGAGAUCCCUCUUGGGGAACAAGAAGAAGAACCCAAUGAUUAUGAGGGCAAUUUUAGCCUGUGCACAAGCCCUGUUGAGCAUCAGACUUUGUCCCCUAUAAACAGAUCCCAGGAUGAUGAAAUAUUUGACCAAACUUUCCUUCCCAAAUCAGACCUUAGUUCAUGUCAGAUAAUUGAUGGUGGAGGAGAACCCAGUCAAGAGGAAGAUGAGAAGACAGGCAGUGUCAACUCAGGACCUCACCAGCCUCAUAGAACCACACAAGCAGCCAAGCCCUAUGGAUGUCGGGAAUGCGGAAAGGCCUUUAGCCAGAGCUCACACCUCCUCAGACACCUGGUAAUUCAUACUGGGGAAAAACCCUAUGAGUGCUGUGAGUGCGGGAAGGCCUUCAGCCAGAGCUCACACCUCCUCAGACACCAGAUUAUCCACACUGGGGAGAAGCCCUAUGAAUGCCAGGAAUGUGGAAAAGCUUUUCGCCAGAGCUCAGCCCUCACACAACACCAGAAAACCCACACUGGGAAGAGACCUUAUGAGUGCAGGGAAUGUGGGAAAGAUUUCAGUCGGAGUUCAAGUCUUCGAAAGCACGAACGAAUUCAUACGGGAGAGAAACCUUACCAGUGUAAAGAAUGUGGGAAAUCCUUUAAUCAUAGUUCCGGCCUGAGCCAGCACAGAAAAAUCCACAGCCUGAAGAAGCCUCAUGAGUGCAAUCUCUGUGGGAAAGCUUUCUGUCACAGGUCCCAUCUCAUCCGACACCAGAGGAUUCACACGGGGAAGAAACCGUACAAGUGCGAAGAGUGUGGGAAAGCCUUCAGCCAAAGCUCCAAUCUCAUUGAACAUCGGAAGACUCACACUGGGGAGAAGCCCUAUAAAUGCCACAAGUGUGGGAAAGCCUUCAGCCAGAGCUCCUCCCUCAUUGAGCACCAGCGGAUCCACACUGGGGAAAAACCCUAUGAGUGCAGCCAGUGUGGGAAGGCCUUCUGCCAGAGCUCUGCCCUGAUUCAGCACCAGCGAAUCCACACGGGCAAGAAACCCUACUCCUGUAACGAGUGUGGCAAGGCCUUCCGUCACAGAUCGGCCCUCAUCGAACACUAUAAAACCCACACCAGAGAGAAACCUUACGAGUGUAAUAAGUGUGGCAAGUCCUUCCGGGGAAGCUCACACCUUAUUCGACAUCAGAAAAUUCAUGCUGGGGAAGAGCCUGAAAGACUGUCCCAGAAAGCACCUUUGCCAGACUGCUUGGGUCUAAGUCCUGUGACUCACUUUCCUGACACAGAGCUAAAGGGGAAAGAGCCAAGCUAAGAGUUCUCCAACAACACCCAUAGUAGCAUCAAGGCUCUGUGUAGCCCUGGCCAGCUGUUUCCACCCAGCACAGGGUGGGGUGAGGCAGGAGGAGCAGCAGCGAGAAAGCUUCAG